AUGGUUGACCAUGACCUUCUGUUCAGCAAUCCCCUCUGGGGAGGUGCCAGCACCAUCCCGUCCACCAUCAUCAAGAACAUCACCGCUCUGUCGGGCCAGAUAGCAUAUUCUGCUCACAUCACCGAGAAUAUGACCAUACUAAGUCACAAGUAUGCUCAGACCGACAACGGCAUCAUCCAAGGCCUUCUCUACGUCCCGGACCUCGAGACAAACGACCCGUGCAACGCCCUUUCCAAGGCGUACAUUCCCUCCAAAGUCACUCGGCGAGCCGACCUCCCGCCGACAAACUACAAUCUCAUCGCCAUCGCUCCUUGGAUAAAUCCCAAUUGCACCCAGUCCUACCUUGCUUCCGCCCGCGUCGAUCCCCUGCGCGGUUUUAUCUUAUACCAUCCCGAUAACAACACCGACAAGCCCCCAGGCGCCAACUCCGAGGAGUGGGAUCUUGGCGAUGGAGGCAGCUGGAAGGUGACAAACCGCUAUCCAAUAUACGCCGUGUCGGGAGUAGUCGGUGCUGAGAUGAUGCAACAACUGCACGAAUACUCUGGCAACGUGAGCCAGGUCCCGUUUGGAAGCAAUAUCACCGCUCUGUAUGACCCUGAUCCCAUGGAUUAUGUGCGAAUAUGGACCGAAAUCAGAGUCUCUACUCCAGACGGGCUGCCGACUAUGUGGAUCUUCAUCCUUGCGGUCAUUGGCGUCCUCAUCUUCGUUGUCGCCGGGACGUCAAUGCUCAUGCACUACAUCACAAACGGCAUGGUGCGCCGUGAGCGAGCCAUGCGGAAACUCCGCGACCGUAUCGUCGUAGAAGACUCCGAUGGCGAGAGUACUCAUGGUCGGAUACACACUUGGAGCACCACUGUAAAAAAGAAGAUAUUCCGACCCAGCACGCGCAGUCUGCCCAUCGCCGCGCAAGAGCGGGAACUCCGGUCCCGACAGUCGCGUCCCCUUAGUGUGACGGAUGAGACGCGCCUACGAAUGCGUGCUCUUGCCGGAGGAGGGGAGUCGGACGAUGGGCGGAGCAGCUCGAAUGGACGGCCAAGGUGGAAGAGAAUCGCAAUUUCUGUUUUCCCCGGCUUCCGAUGA
Phaeoacremonium minimum UCRPA7 is the source of this 1080-nucleotide messenger RNA. Its product is annotated as putative ring finger domain-containing protein. Bases 1 to 1080 code for a protein of 359 amino acids. Lineage: Eukaryota; Fungi; Ascomycota; Sordariomycetes; Togniniales; Togniniaceae. The transcript is spliced from 5 exons. The record is from RefSeq and is a predicted model, not a curated record.